CCCAUGCUGCUAGGACGUGUACAGAUCAGUGAGAGAGUGAGGGAGAGACACUGCAAGCUGAGUUGGAGGGGUUCUCCAUCACAUUGUAUGCUCUGUACCUGAUCUAGCACCUCCAAAAGUGGGAGCUCCAGCACCUGCACUGUCACAGCUCUGACUACUGUAUGGUGGUGGACUUGAGGAAGGAGAAAGGUGACACACAUGCACCCAUUCAUAUCAAUGGAGAGGUGGUGGACCGUGUCACUGGCUUCAAAUUCCUGGGUAUCCACAUCUCCGAGGAUCUCUUCCGGACUACCAACAGCUCCAGUCUGGUCAAGAAGGCUCACCAGCGCCUCUUCUUCCUGAGGGCUCUGAGGAAGAACCAUCUCUCUUUAGACAUCCUGGUGAACUUCUACUGUUGCACCAUCGAGAGCAUCCUGACCGGCUGUAUCACUGUCUGGUAUGGGAACUGCACUGUGUCAGCCCGGAAAGCGCUGCAGAGGGUGGUGAAAACUGCCCAACGCAUCGUAGGAGUUCCACUUCCUAAGAUCGAGGACAUUUACAGGAAGCGUUGUCUCAGCAGAGCACGCAAAAUCAUAAAGGACUUCUCUCACCCUGCCAAUAGACUCUUUGCCCUCCUGCCUUCUGGGAGGCGCUACAGGAGCCUCCAGACCAAGACAAGCAGGUUUAGGAACAGCUUUUUCCUCACAGCUGUUUCUUUGCUGAAGUCUGCCUCCACCCGAUCACACACACAUUGACUGAACACAUUAUUACCAGUGUAUAUAACCUUUUUCUGUAUAUAACCCUUUCUGUGUACAGUUUACAUAUGCAAAUAUUUAUCAUGGUAUACAAUAUCUUCCUCAUUGCAUACAUCUAAAUCAUUGCACUCAUUGUACAUAACUCCUUCUCUGUAUACUGUUUACAUAUUGAAUUAUUUUCAUGGUAUACAAUACCUUCUUUAUUGCACCACCUAUAAUCAUUUGCUCAUUUGCACUCAUUCUAUUUACCUCCCUCUGUACACUGUUUAUAUACUGUUAAUAUAUGCAAAUUAUUUAUAUAUUUUUCUAUAUUGUUUAUAUAUGCAAAUUAUUUAUUUGUUUAUAUACUGAUUAUAUAUGCUAAUUAUUUGCACUGUGGAAAUGCCCUUCCGGUUAGAUGCUAACUGUAUUUCGUUGCCUUGUACCCACAUGUGCAGUGACAAUAAAGUUGAAUCUAAUGUAAUCUAAUCUAUUCUGGACCACCUAAAGCACCCCGAAAGCACAGAAAGCUGACGUUUA
This is a messenger RNA of Hemibagrus wyckioides, 1253 nucleotides long. Its product is annotated as erythroblast NAD(P)(+)--arginine ADP-ribosyltransferase-like. The transcript has 2 exons. The coding region runs from base 162 to 734 and encodes 190 amino acids. Gene Ontology annotation, molecular function: NAD+ poly-ADP-ribosyltransferase activity; methyltransferase activity; 2-oxoglutarate-dependent dioxygenase activity. The record is from RefSeq and is a predicted model, not a curated record. NCBI's taxonomy places the organism in Eukaryota, Metazoa, Chordata, Actinopteri, Siluriformes, Bagridae.